GCAGUCACUCCAGACUGCAAAGCGACACAGAUAGUGGCUCCACUCAUUCAGCUCCGACCAAGGAACUUUACUGAGAGGCAUUUUUCCAACUAUGAGAGUAUGAUAGUCAGAACAGCUACAGUAAAGUGGCUUUAUUGUACAUGUGUGGAGUUGGUGAACCUGGAUUUAAUAGACUAUGGGGUGUGAGCAGAGGAUGAUGUCUGCAGGGCUCUGUGUGCUGACAUGUUUGAUUCUGACUGUAGAUUUAACUUUGGGUUUUGGGUCAAACAAAGACAUGCAGUUCACAUUUCUAUUAUCUGCUGGCAGCACAGAGUGUUUUUACCAAACAACGGCAAGGAGCGACAGCAUGGAAGUUGGAUACCAGGUGAUAGCCGGGUCAGGGCUGGAGGUCGGCUUUGCCCUCAUCUCCCCCACCGGGUACCGGCUGGUGUCUGACUUCAGGAGGUCUGAUGGCAUUCACAUGGUGGAUUCCACAGAGGAUGGAGACUACCGGUUGUGUUUCGACAACAGCUUCAGUAAAUUCUCAGAGAAGAUGGUGUUCUUUGAGGUGAACAUUAACAGUGAGAGCAGUUCAGUUGGAGGCUCAAAUGAGUGGGAGAACAUGGCCAUAACAGAGAGCAUGGGGGAGUACAAAAUGGAGGACAUCAGGGCUCAGAUGGACUCUGUGUACCAGCACCUGGAGAGGAGCCGUCAGAUCCUGGCUAUGCUGCGGGCCCUAGAGGCGAGGGACCGCUACCUGCUGGAGGACACCCUGUGGAGGGUGUCCUUCUGGUCCUGCCUCAGCCUGCUGGUCAUGCUCUUUGUCGCUGUCACUCAGAUCUACACCCUGAAACGCCUGUUUGAUGACACCAAGCGGGUGUGCACAUAGCCGCAACAAAGCUGAGGCUCGCAGUGCAAAGUUUGACCCCAAGACCUUAUCUGACAUGAGCUGAA
This is a messenger RNA of Trematomus bernacchii (emerald rockcod), 933 nucleotides long. It is a transcript of the gene tmed1a, whose product is annotated as transmembrane p24 trafficking protein 1a. The transcript is spliced from 4 exons. Gene Ontology annotation, biological process: endoplasmic reticulum to Golgi vesicle-mediated transport; intracellular protein transport; Golgi organization. Lineage: Eukaryota; Metazoa; Chordata; Actinopteri; Perciformes; Nototheniidae. The record is from RefSeq and is a predicted model, not a curated record. The coding region runs from base 176 to 868 and encodes 230 amino acids. Gene Ontology annotation, cellular component: Golgi apparatus; endoplasmic reticulum-Golgi intermediate compartment; endoplasmic reticulum.